CGACAAAACGGCGAGCCAGUAAGCAGCAGGUAAACAAACCUAUAUCUCACUGGGACGGAGAGCCAAACAAAGCGUUUGCGCUGGUUUACCGUCUUGCAUUUUUGAUGGCGAGGAUGACGACAGUCGAGAAAGAGACACGUCUGCUGUCAGCCAUUCAUUAAAAAUAAUCGCUGGAUUGUAAUCAAACGGAUAGGCGAGUCGACGGCAAAAGGAGAGACGAGUUUAACCUACAACGACUGUCGCUACUGGACAUCUGCGCAUGAUGCAUUGCACCACUUUUGAGAAAAUGGGUGUUUUUAUUCUCAUUCUCAGAAUAGAGUAUAUGAUCCGAGAUGUCGGUUGGGUUCUUUAGCUUUAGAACAACAUCCCCUGUGGCGACCUGCAACAUGGGGCCCAUCAUGCAGGAGCGCACAGCAUCCACGACACUGAAACGCGUCGUCUCCAAAGAGAAGAUUCGGGUAAAAUAUACUGAAAACAACGCACCUGUAACCAGUUCAAAGAAAAGUAACAAGAUGAAGAAAGCAGUGGGCCAGAUGAAAAAUGGCCCCCCAGGACCAGGUCAGGAUAAGGACACAGUGACAACAGUGCCGAAGGGUGCACAGUCAAAAGGUGGCAGGAUGAAAUCUGGCACGACACGCAAUACAAGCAAACUCUCCAGCCCUGAAGAAGGAGAUGUGAGACCUCAAGUUCGCAAACAUCUAUCUGUGCACAGGAAAGAGGAGCAACUGGAAAAUCAACGGAUAUCACAGUGCAGCAACGAGCUACAGCAGAAUCGUGGGGGGAUGGGGAAAAAUCGUCGAGCUCUCUCCCUGCCUAUCUCCCCAAUAUCAGGGCUACGACACAUGCCAGCACACCCACUAACACCCUCCCCAGCCCUCACCCCGGAGGUACUACAGCGGCACUACCACCAGAAGGAUGAAGACACCGACAGUGCCAGUGAUCUGUCAGAUUCUGAGAGGCUGCCUGUACUGCCCUCUCCCUGUACCCCUUGCACCCCUCCUCACCUCAACCUCAGGGCCGAGGUCAUCAACACUGAUGACUUUCCCCCAGACUUCCCUGGACCUCAUGGGGUUGUGGGUUAUGAAGAUGAGAGUGAAAAACCCAGCUACAGUUACCCGGACUUUCUCCCUCCUCCUUUUAACACUUGGAGCCUGAGACAGCUGGCAGUGUUUCUUCAUACUGAGGGCCGUGGCGCCCCCCGGCCCAAGCCUGUAGGGCACUUGGAGAAGUACCUGGAGAGGCUGCUGCACCUGGAGUGGCUCCAGAUCCAAACAGUGCAAGCAGAGAGCAGCCGUCCGCCUGGGAGCCGUACAAGGCCUCAGAGCUUCCCCGCUGCCACCACUGCUCACCAACCGAGGCCUCACACAGCUCCACCAUCCCGACUCAACUCCCCUAAAGGGCAGCGGCAAAGCCAGCGAGCCUUCCCGUUUUCACCCCUCAACAACCCCCCAUCACCUGCCUCAGUCCAGCAACAGCACUCCCGCUUUCCGGUUUGCCCUCACUGUCACAUUCGCUACCCAUUGUGCAAUGGAAGCUGCUCCGCCAAUGCCUACCAGCGCCACUCAAGGCUCAGCCCGCUGCUUGAGCGCAGAGCCAGACCUGGAGCACCAGUGAAGAGGAGCAGCAGUGAGACCCGAGCACCCUCAACGGAAGGUAGAAGCCCAGGAGGACAAGGCGGAGGACAAGGCGGAGGACAGGGCGGAGGACAGGGCGGAGGACAGGGCGGAGGACAGGGCGGAGGACAGGGCGGAGGACAGGGCGGAGGACAGGGCGGAGGAGGAGGCCAGACCCCAGUUAGCCCCUCAGCUGGAAAAAGUCAUCUCAAACACAUCCAGGCUUCAGGCAAUGCCCGUAAGCAAACCCAGGAAUCUGGAACUAACCCAAACAGCCGAGGUCAGGUCAGGAAAAGCCGCGUUCGAGCUAACUCUGAGACCGAUGUUAAAAAAGAGCCUUGUGGCAGUAAAACAGCUGGUGCAGAGAAACGUGGUUUUGCCGCAGGUAAGAGAGAGGUCAUCACCUCCAAGAGAGUAGAGAAGGACUGGCAGAGGAUAGAAGCCGUAGGUCAGGCCUCUAAAACUAACAUGAAAAGAGCUGCUAAAGAGCCACAGCCUCUCUUCAAAGCUCCGCCUAUAAGUAAGAAUGGCAAAACAAAAAAUGUGCACUUUGUUGCAAAGUAACGCCUAUAAACCUACAGUACAAAGCUAUAAUUAGUGGUUACUUGGUGCAGGAACUUGAAGCUAUGCUUGCUUUCUGUGUAAUCUGUGUAAUACUAACACGUUGAAACUGUUGUACAGCAGUCUGAAUCAGUCAGUGAUGUACAGCCUUCUAUCGGUAAAAACUAACAAGAAGUUGUGCAACUAGAAUAAAGAUAAAACAGCAAUGAGUUCAAAGCAAAAUGUGACACUUGAUAGAACAGAAUUAUACACACUGUAUUUAAUUCAAAAUGCAUAGCAAGUAUACAAUCAUACUGUUGGAUUGUGUUUUGACAGAAGGCUCAUUACGAUCCAAAGCACUACUAGAUAUUAAACACAGCUUUUAUGUAAAUUGAAUUCUGCUGCACUGCACAUCAUCAUCUCUCAGUGUACUACUAAUGUUGAAAUAGGCAUAAAAUAAGCAUCUACUCUUCGCUUGGACAGCUUUCAGCACAAGUAAUCCAUAGUGAAGUUUAACACGGAUCAUUACAUUUAAGUCAUCAAAUACGACCAUAGCGUUACUAGUGGAGUUUGUGAUGUUGGAAUGUAUUUGUUUUAAAUGCUUUUACUUUACUUGAUGUUGCAUUUGAUCUUUUCUUUGGCGCCUCAUGUUUUAAGAUAUAUAUGUUCAAUUAAAGCAUCUUUGACUGAAAAGGAGGCACAAUGAGUGGUGGUGUACUGCAGUGAUGUAAUUUGUCUCAGUCAUAUUUGAGCAAUGGUUUGAAUUGUUUUGGUUACAAGGGCUUUUCAUGUUUGAACAGCUGGAAUUGUAGUCUAUGAUAUCAUGUAUUUUGCAUAGAGCUGAGCUCUUUCUGUCAUUGAAGACGGUGUUUGCUACAAAUGUAAAUGCAUAUUUUUCCAAAUUUUAUAUACCAUAGUUAUAUUUAUGAAAAGUGUUGUAGUUGACUUGUAUUCAUCUUUGUCAUUAUUUUGUUUCCAUUGUCAUGCAUAAAAAGAAACUAUUUAGUCAAAGAGCUGGAUGUAACUUGGUGUCUACGGCAUUGGUCAUCCCUGUGAUUCAAUGAUUCCACACGUCAUCGCUGUUAUGCUGCAACAUGGUAAUGUUAUACAUAUCACGUCCGUAUCACACUGCAUACUUGAAGUCUGUAGAACUCUGUGUUUAUAUUGUCUCAUCUGUUUGUUGUGAUUUACCAUGUGCACUUGAUUCAUGGGAACACUACAUCAAUGUAAAAAAUGUGAUAUAUAUUGAGAUUGCGCCUCAUUACUUCAACUCAUGUAAAGUAUCAAAGCCAUAGGUAAGGGGCCAGGAGGGGCAAUAUUAGUGUACAUUAUGUUGACAUGCAUGCAGAAAGAUUGUGGUAUGUAUUUUCUCAAUGUUCAAAUGCAAGUAUUUGUAAGGCAUAGAAAUAAAUGUUUUGCACUCAAGGGA
Molecule: messenger RNA, 3582 nt
Organism: Anarrhichthys ocellatus (wolf-eel)
Lineage: Eukaryota; Metazoa; Chordata; Actinopteri; Perciformes; Anarhichadidae
Gene: fam217ba
Product: family with sequence similarity 217 member Ba
Exons: 4
Coding region: 333-2177 (614 amino acids)
Source: RefSeq, a predicted model, not a curated record